AUGAAAGGAGCUCCAGGAGCCCAGUCCUGCCAUCAGUCUCCGCUUCUUCCGGGUCGUAUCGUAGCGUUGAUUAGUGGUGCCAUUAAGGGACCAUUCCGUGGCACUCAAAGGCCCAGUGAAGAUGCAGAAAUCAUAGAGCAGAUCCUCUCCUUCGCCGAGAUCCACCCGCACAUCAAUCAGGUCGAAAACCACCUGUUCCUACCCAGCACGGAGCUCAUCAAUUACUGCUUCAAACACACCGUCCUUCCCGAAGCCUAUUCACCCCUCGGCUCGGAGAAUCAGGUGCCCACGACCGGCGAGAAGGUUGCUACGGACCCGACGCUCCAUGCCAUUGCGAAGGAGGCGGGCUACACGCUUGCUCAAGAGAUGAAGUUGACGGAUGAGCAGUUUGAGGCGGUAAAUAAGGUGGCUGAGGGGGAGACAUGUGCGGUUUGUUUUGUGAAUAAGAAGGAUACCUUUGGGUAUGAUGUGUGGCCUGAAGAGAGUGAGGGAGCUUCUGGGUAA
Paracoccidioides brasiliensis Pb18 is the source of this 504-nucleotide messenger RNA. RefSeq lists its product as uncharacterized. Bases 1 to 504 code for a protein of 167 amino acids. The record is from RefSeq and is a predicted model, not a curated record. Gene Ontology annotation, molecular function: oxidoreductase activity. The transcript has 3 exons.